Molecule: messenger RNA, 1065 nt
Organism: Parnassius mnemosyne (clouded apollo)
Lineage: Eukaryota; Metazoa; Arthropoda; Insecta; Lepidoptera; Papilionidae
Source: the annotation of a GenBank genome assembly
AUGGUUACAUCAUCAAAACAUAUAGUUUUUGGAUCAGGGGUAAAAAGAUUCGGCAAAAACACCGGUCAUCCUAAUUUAGAUCCCAGUGGACUUCACGUUAAGAGACCUGAUGGUUGUGAUCCUUGUCUUUAUCAUCCACAACCUAUUAAUGAAAUAUUUGACUUUAGAAAACGUUACAAAAAGAACAUUGACCCGUGGAGAUACAAAAGUGAAUUAGAAGAUUGGUCAAAAAAUCUGGGCUACAGAAACCAAAAAAUACUUGAACAAAAGAGAUGGUUUGAUUCCAUAUUAGGCCCAGCAUGGCAUACUAUAUCAGAACCCGCUAAAUAUGAGGCUGCCUGUAAAAAUGUUGGUUUCGGGAGAACAAUUCGAUUUAGGUCGACAACUAAUACAAGCCCUAAUCCAGGUACUUAUUAUAAAGCUGUACCUUUUAAAUCGCUCUUUGGGCCACACUCAAGUAAACCAACAUUUGAGAUGAGAGAACUAUGCAGAUUCAAAGAUAAAUCUCCAAAAUGGUCGCUACCACCAAAUCGUUACCAUAUUAUAGAUAAAGACAGCAUUCAAGAAAAAUCUAAGAAAUUAGUAUCUCGAAGAGGGCCUUACGAUUUAUUCACUGGGGUGCGUGAUGAAAGUACAAUAAAAACUCAUUUUAAUACACCUUCAAAGUGUUCUGCUGCUACCUGGCCUGUCGCUCUUGAAGGAAGUUUAGAAACGUAUAAAAAAUCACAUUUCGGCGUAAUGAAUAAAACCAAUAGAGAGAAACCUUGCAGAAGCCGUAAUACACUAGUCGAUUUAGCAAUGUGCCUGCGGAAGCCAGAAGAACCGGGACCGGCGGACACAAAUAUUGAUAAACCUAAAAUUUUUAAGCAAAACAAGUACGGAUUCAACAGUUCAGAUGAUAAGCCCCCUGGAUAUCAACGCGCCUUAGUAUGGCCUGCUGUGGGACGAUAUAAUAUUAAAGGAAUUACUUGCGGAAUAGUAGGUCAGGGACAUCGCCAUAUAUUUUUAAGUAAACAAAGUAGAACAAUUGGCGCAAUUUUACCAAAACCAAUGAACUCUUUCUAA